AUGGAGGAUGUUAUACCAGAGUCUGAAAGCCUGCUGCUUCCGGUGAAUCUCCGCCAUACAAAUGGCGGAGCCAACACAGAAGGUCAUGGAGCUGUUAAUGGAGGUGAAGGGACGGCAAAAGGGUCCAUUCACAGCGAGCAAGGAGAGGACAAAGAAGUUGAUGCAGAGAAGAAAAGCAUGAUCGGAGGUACUGAGGAGGAAGAAGAAAAGGGAGGUGGUGGGAUUAUAACACACCUUAUAUCUAUAGUUUCCCCGAGGAGCGCUCCGAAAGGCGGGGAUGCUGGAAAAAGAAAAGGUGAGUUUAAAGUCGAUGAUGUGGGGAACGGGGAGUUUUCUAAUAAGUCGGAGAAAGAGGGUGGUGGUGAAAAUGGUAAUGGAGGGGUUUUCUCAAAUCUCAUCUCCAACUUUUUUAACCAGAGUAAUGGCGGCGGAGAAGGAGGAGGAGGAGGAGGAGAGGUUGAUGAGGUGAAUAAAGAAGAUGAGAAGGAUAUUGGGAAUAAGAGGAUGAAGACGGCAGAGGAGGCGGAGGAGGGUGGCGGUGGAGGUGGCAUCAUUGACAAUAUUGUCUCUCACUUGCCUACAUCACUUCCAGGUCGGUCCGUUAGUUCUUCUCUAGAAUAA
Pyrus x bretschneideri (Chinese white pear) is the source of this 621-nucleotide messenger RNA. RefSeq names its product RNA-binding protein cabeza. Lineage: Eukaryota; Viridiplantae; Streptophyta; Magnoliopsida; Rosales; Rosaceae. The coding region runs from base 1 to 621 and encodes 206 amino acids. The record is from RefSeq and is a predicted model, not a curated record. The transcript has a single exon.